AUGUCAAAAUCCAAAUCCAAUUCACGAGUCAGCCGAGGACCUCCAAAACUUUCAGAAGAUUUCGGAAUCAGACUUCUUGAGAAAGAAUUAGAGCUUGAAAAAGACUGGAGCAUCGAAAUAAUAAACCAACUUGUUCUGAUGUAUACAGAAAUUAUCGAAUACUACGAAUAUUAUAAAGAUCCAAGAUAUCUGGACUUUCAAGACCGCAUGCAUAAAAUGCUUGUAAAACCUCAAGCAAUAACUACGAUGAGAGAGGAGAGCUCCUCUCCUAGCAAAAGGCAAGAUUUGAGUAAAUCGCCUUCACCAACUCGAGAGAGACAGCUUGGAUUGAAAAAGUCACCUUCUCCAGUUAGAGAAAGAACCCCUGAAGCUGAAACUAUCAUUUUUUAUAAAAAUUAAUAUAUUAUUUGCAAGGAAUAAUUCUCUUUAUUUUUUAAAAAUAAUAGGACUGGAUUUUAAUAUAUCUAUUAACUAAUUGAAAAAGAAUAAAAAAGAAAUCAACAUUGUUCAUAAAACACAUAUUCAGUAUGCGAUAAAAGAAGAAGAAGACUCAGGCUCUGAAGCUGAAAACGAAAGUGAAAGCAGCAAAAUUAACCCUGAAGAAGAAAACCAAAACAUUGAAAUUUCCAUUACAAUUAUGCCAGACACUGAGCCAGCUAAGUCAACUCAGAGAAGGCAUACAUUUUCAACUCCACAGCCUAAAAGAUUUGAAAACAGUAUCGAGCAACGUAAAAAGGAGUCAGAAAGAAACAAAAGUUAUUUAUCAGCGCAGCUUAACCAAGCUCUUGCAGAACCUUCUUACAAGCUGUCCAAAAAUUUAGAACGAAUAAUUCACCUCCAUCAAACCAAUGCAAAGGUCAUCGCCCAAAAGUGCUCAUCAGAUUUCAAGUCCCAGGACUCAGAUUUGAACCACAGGCUCAAAUCAAGGAAAAAGGCUAUGCUUGACAAAUCCACCCGAGAUACAAGUAUUUAUGACUCUCCUCUGAAUAAAUCGUGCAUAGACGUUCUUCCUAAUGAAAACUCUCCUCCAGAAUUUAGUUUGCUUAAUCCGAUGUCUGAAGUCAAUUUAUCAUUUAAUCCCAGCUGCGAAGACUCCAAACAUAUCGACAAUUUAGAAAUCCAGCUGGAAGACCUCAUGGAAAAAUCAUUUUCUGAAAAAGCUUCCAAAAUAAACGAAAUUAAGCUUAACUAUGAAGUCCAGAUAAAAGAGCUUGAAGGACAAGGAGGCUUCAUGAACCUUAUUGUUGACCAAAUGAAAGAAAACAUGAAAAAAGAAAUCCAGGAUGUCUCCAAAGAAAUGGACACACAAAGGAAAGAAAAGAUCAAUUUACUGAAGAAAAGUUUUAUGAUGUAA
Molecule: messenger RNA, 1354 nt
Organism: Blepharisma stoltei
Lineage: Eukaryota; Ciliophora; Heterotrichea; Heterotrichida; Blepharismidae
Source: the annotation of a GenBank genome assembly